Messenger RNA from Halteromyces radiatus, 975 nucleotides. RefSeq lists its product as uncharacterized. NCBI's taxonomy places the organism in Eukaryota, Fungi, Mucoromycota, Mucoromycetes, Mucorales, Cunninghamellaceae. Bases 15 to 872 code for a protein of 285 amino acids. The transcript is spliced from 2 exons. The record is from RefSeq and is a predicted model, not a curated record.
GUUUUUUUUGAAUCAUGUCAAGUUAUAUAAAUCAUAAUGGCAUAAAUACAACAAUAGGUGAAGGAGGAAUGACUUUAGAAAUGGUAUUAAAUGAUCAAGUCGCUCCUCCUUUUAGUUUACGAGAUUUUACCGAUUAUUUGGAUCAAACCUAUUCCUUUGAAAAUCUUGCUUUUUAUCGAGCGUUUCAUUGGAUCAUCGAAACAUUCAUUCAAAACAAUGCUGUACAAGAGAUCAAUAUCCCUGCUGAUAUGAAAUCUCAACUACUAUCAUAUUUGGAACAUCAGCAAUAUCAUCCUGCUCUUCUCCAUCCUGCUUGCUCUUCUAUAUUGGAACUAUUACGUGUCAGUGCCUUUAUUCCAUUUGCUACUGAUCCACAUCGCAUUACUCAUCAUUCAUUCCAUACCUCUACUGUCUCUCUUAUCUCAAGGACUACCUACAAUCCUUCAUCAAGCAAUCAUCCGUCCAUUCCACCAUGCUUAAACCAUUCCAUUUCAUCAUCAUUGAUUCCUUUUGCUCUUCGAAGGCAGAAAAGUAGUCCUUCAUUAUCCACCUCUUCAUCCACUUUUUCCCAUUCUGUUCCAUUACCUCCUCCACGUCCUCUACCUUCAUUAUCCACAGUGCCGUCUUUAUCAUAUAAUCAUCAUAAGGAUAAAAAAGAGGAUGCCGUAUCCAUUACAUCCGACAAUGAAGACACUUUUUUCAAGAAACUAUCUACAUCUUUUCGUCUCCGUACUUCCUCUACACCACAACGAUCUCAUGGUUGGAAACAGAUCAAUAUUCCAGAUACUAGUAUUUUCCGUCCAACUUGUCAUUCCAUGGAACAAAAGAAAUCUCAUACCACAACAUCCAAUACUACUACUACUACUAUCUAAUAAUAAUUAAACCUAGAUAUAUAUAUAUAUAAUUUUGUUUCAUAUCAUGUCAUUUUUUUAUUUUUAUUUUUAUUUUUCCAAAAAAAAAACAUUUUGAAUAAAG